CCUCACGUUCCAACUUCAAUCAGACAUCUACUUCCCCGUUGGUACAUCUUACGAUUCCUCAUAUCUCGUUUAAUAUUGCUUAUUUGGUCUCUCAGCAUCGGCUGUCGGCUAUUGCGCCAAUAGCGGAAAUAAUCAUGUCGCUAUCACCCCGCGAAGCAACAUCACCAACGCCACUAGGUCGAUCAGCUCCGAGAUCCCGGAGCGGUUGUUGGACAUGCCGAAGCAAAAAGGUCAAAUGCGAUGAAAUACGGCCUGUUUGCCGACGAUGCAUACGCCUCAAGCUCAGCUGCGAUUAUGCACCCCGGCUCCGCACCUUUCCUAAAGGGUCCCCAGCUGGAACGUUUGUCCACUCAAGCCUCGACUUCUCUCGCGUUGAGCCGAAACCUCGUGGAGAUGUACCAGACAAGUCUUCUUGUGGCAAUCCUCGGCCUGAAAGUGAGGGGACGUCCUCCUCAAUAUCCCCCUCGUUGAGCAUGCCUUUCCAAUGGGGCACUUACGGGAUGGAACUCGGCAGUGAAGAGAUUGAAGCGAUACAGUACUUCCGAGAGUCAUUUUCGCCGCUAUACAUCAUGAAGAAGCCACAAUACUCUGCAUUUGCGAUCAUGUUACGCCUUGCUACACAUGACCCUCUUGUAUUACACAUGAUCCUUGCGAUUGGAGGCUGCGGUAUUGAUUACAGGCACCAGUGGCGUGAUAGACGGUAUCGUGUAUCAACAGGACGUUCAGAAGAUGGCCCCUCAAAAUACCGAACACUUGGACUCAAGCACUAUUCCGAGGCAUUGCGAGAACUACAUACCAUCUUGGGCGACAAGGAAACAGCCGAGUCAGCCAAUCUUGAUUCACUGACGAGUGGGUUGGUCCUCAUGAUUAUGUAUGAACAACUCCAUGGCGACAAUAGAUGCAAGGGAUUAGCAAGCCAUCUGAAUGGGGCAGCACUUAUCUUCAAGCAUCACUACGCCGAUAUCUUGCAGCGGGUCAGGGAUACAAGCCAGUCAGUGCCAUUGAUGAAGACAGCUCGGUCAGGAAGUCCUCGACACCUAUCCCAAUUUUGCGCUCGGUUGAUAACAAGAAUCUGCGGGAUGGACGCCACCGCAGCGUCUUUUGGCCUUGGCGGGCAAGUCACCAAAGUGCUUUGCAGAAGCUUACCGGAAAGUGAUGACAAGAACAGUUUGCCGACUGGUCCAAUCAAGAGACUGUCCAGUCUCCACGCGUACUCUGGGCCGCUCUACCGUUUGGUUUGGGGUGAUGACUACCCCGCAGUAGAGCUAGUGGAUGAUCUAGAGAACCAGCAAGUAUUUGAACUGCUGGGGGCUAGUGUUCAGCUGCGGUAUCUCAUAUCAGAGAUGACGAGUCUUCAAGCCGUUGGCGGUUCAGCUCUAGUUAAAGCAGCCGAGAAAGUUGAGAUUGCCAUCCACAACACGAGUGAGACGCACCAGAACAUCCUUGACUUCGCGUCACGGCUGACUUCAGCCACUGAUAACUCUCACUCCAUGGUAGCGACUAUACGUUGGAUAGUGCCUAUAUACUACACCGAGGUGCUCGACUUUCUUCGCAUUGCCCGGAACAUACACCCUCCGCUCGAGUUAGAACUUAACAACAGCAAAACAAUCCGUAAUAUCAUGAAUCUAGCUUUCCAAGCUUACCAACACGGAGGAGACGUGGCCAUGGUUCGGAUUGCCCGUCCACUAUUCAUGGUGGCAUUAGAGACUGAUGAGGAGCUCCAUGUUUCAUGGAUUCUUGAGAGAUUCAAAGGUUUAGCCCAGUUUGGAGAGCAUUUUGCGCGCGCAGGUGACUUCCUGGAGAGGGUUUCAAAAAUGAAGCCAGAGUCCAGAACAAGCAUCGAUUUACGGACAGCGUUCUCGAAUCAGGCCACUUCAAUAUGCUUGUGCCUAAUGUAAGGGUUAUUAAGGAGUAAAUCUAAGCUUCGAUAUUCUCAAUUACAGAGACGCUUGCGAGAUUCGAUCUCCUUCACCAUGCGUCUGUAUACAUUGUUCCCGAGGUAAAUCGCUCUUAUCGCUCAAUCGGGAAUUGGCCUAUCUGUGAAAG
Fusarium odoratissimum NRRL 54006 is the source of this 2046-nucleotide messenger RNA. RefSeq lists its product as uncharacterized. Bases 135 to 1898 code for a protein of 587 amino acids. Gene Ontology annotation, biological process: positive regulation of transcription by RNA polymerase II. The transcript has a single exon. Lineage: Eukaryota; Fungi; Ascomycota; Sordariomycetes; Hypocreales; Nectriaceae. Gene Ontology annotation, molecular function: transcription cis-regulatory region binding; DNA-binding transcription factor activity, RNA polymerase II-specific; zinc ion binding. The record is from RefSeq and is a predicted model, not a curated record. Gene Ontology annotation, cellular component: nucleus.